Molecule: messenger RNA, 7485 nt
Organism: Penicillium pulvis
Lineage: Eukaryota; Fungi; Ascomycota; Eurotiomycetes; Eurotiales; Aspergillaceae
Exons: 6
Coding region: 1-7485 (2494 amino acids)
Biological process (GO): secondary metabolite biosynthetic process; amino acid activation for nonribosomal peptide biosynthetic process
Cellular component (GO): cytoplasm
Molecular function (GO): phosphopantetheine binding; catalytic activity
Source: RefSeq, a predicted model, not a curated record
AUGCACCCCAACCAAAAAUUGGCACGAGAAAUUCAGACUUUCACACAUCUGGUCAUCACCAUCUUUGCCAUCGUGAAGAUCGCCGGUCGCGGUCGCGUACUGCGAAAGCCAACCAAUUCCGUCUUCCUCAUUUGCCAAAGGUCCAAGCAUGAUUCAUCAAACCUAGCCAUUGACGCGUGGGAUGGGCAGCUGAGCUAUGCACAACUUGAACACCUGACGACCGAAAUUGCUGCAAAACUACGGGACUGGGGAGUUGGCCAAGAUUGUCUUGUUCCUGUUUGUAUAGAAAAGUCUCUCUGGGCCGUUGUGGCCGAGAUCAGUGUUCUCAAAGCUCAGGGUGCUUUUGUUCCCAUGGAUCCUUCUCAGCCGGCCAGUUGGUGGAAGUCCACUGUCCAGGAAACCCAGGCAAAGGUGGUCAUUGGGUCCGCAAAACAGUAUCCAGCGUUGUUAUCCGCUGAACUUGGAGUUCAAGUUGUUGUUCUAUCCCCCGAGACUUUCAGUAUCCCCCCUCAUAACCACCGGAACAAUGAAACCCAACCCACUUCAAUCACACCACCCGCGAAUGCAGAGAGUACAGCUUAUGUUCUCUUUACCUCAGGAAGCACAUCGAAGCCAAAAGGAUGUUUGAUGAAUCAUCAGGCACUCGCGGAUAUUAUUCGACACAACGAAGCCCCCCGCAUUUCUCAUGCAAGCAGAGUGCUCCAAUUUACAUCAUACACAUUCGCUGUGUCCCUGAUCGAGAUUUACUGCACUCUCACAGCAGGAGGAACCGUGUGCAUCCCUUCCGAUGAGGAUCGGAUGAACAACCUCGCUAAUUACUUUGAGAAAUCGAGAAUCAACUGGGCUCUGAUGACACCGUCCACAGCAAACUCACUCACUGGACCUUGUGUGGCCCCAACCCUGCAAACCCUUCUCCUGGCUGGAGAGCCUAUGGGGCAACGCCAUGUUGAUAUAUGGGCAGAUGGUCUAAGUUUGCACCAAUGCUACGGUCUCUCAGAAUGGUCCGGGAUCUGUGCAUCCGUGGGACUAAUUCCAACCACACCGAACCUGUGGCUCGUCGAUCCUAAUGACCAUCAGCGGUUGGCGCCGAUCGAAGCCAUCGCCGAGCUGCUGAUUGAAGGUCCGAGCAUCACUAGAGGCUAUUUGAAUAACCCGCAGAAAACUGCUGCGGCACUUGUGGACUUACCUCACUGGUUGCAAGGGGCACGAAAAACACCCCAAGAAGUUUCAUCCACAAAACUUUAUAAGACUGGCGAUCUUGUGCAGUAUUUGCCCAAUGGAAGUAUUCGAUACGUUGCCCGAAAGGAUACCCAGGCCAAAAUUCGAGGAAAGCGUGUGGAAUUAAGUGAAGUCGAGCAUGCAGUAGGCGAGUACUGUUCCUCAUCAGAUAUCAACCGCGUGGUUGCCGAGGCUGUGGUUCCCGGCGACGCGGAUGGAACACCGAUCCUAGCUGUUUUUCUGCAUUACAAACAAGAUGACAACAAUUCCCGCGAAGGGAACAGUGGGUCUAUGUUCAUACGAACCAAGCAGCUGCUGUCCGACGCAGAGUCUUUACGCACGCACCUUCCAAAUGUUUUCCCUGAUCAUAUGGUACCAUCUGUCUACAUUGGCCUCGAAUAUCUUCCUUUGACUAUUACCGGAAAGGUAGAUCGAAGAGAGUUGCGAUCAUCAGCCAAAGUGCUCACACGAAUGGAACUGGCAUCAUUUUGCACCACUGAGAUAGCAGUCAAGGUGAUUCAGCCCACGGAGCCGUCGCAAAUCAUCUUGCACAGCCUAUUCUCCAAUAUCCUUGGAAUAAACACAGACAGCUUUGGAAUCCAUCAUAGUUUUCUCCGUUUAGGCGGCGAUUCGAUCAAAGCCAUGCGCCUGGCACAAGCCUGCCGGCCGUAUGAACUUUACUUUAGCGUGGCAGAUAUUCUGCAAGCCGAAACCAUUUCGAAUCUGGUGCCCCUUGCUCACAAGGUCUCUACGGUGGCUGGUGAAGAUGUGGCAGAACAGCCUACAAGCGUACCCGUGAACAAGAACUAUGUCCAGGGAAUCGGCAAAGUUGAGGAAGUUUACGGCUGUUCCCCAAUCCAAGAAGGAAUCUCAUUGAGUCAGGCACAAAAUUCGGAUUACUACAGACUUCGUAUGGUCUGGGUCGUUCAACCAGCGUAUAAAGGAUGCGACGUGGACGUUGAGCAGCUAAAGAAAGCCUGCAAUCAGUUAUUUGAGCUGCAUCCCAUGCUUCGAACAUUAAUUAAUAUGGGAGCAGACGUUGAUGGCUGUGCCGUGCAGAUAACACUGCCCAAGCACACAGAAUCAUACGUACACAUACUGCAUCAUCAUUCCGUCGACCCCAAAGCCUUGGCUGUUGCUGCGCCCAGGGGCAGCCAUGAUGCAUCUCCGCCAACCCGAGACUUGCCGGCUCUGUCGAUUCAUGCAUCAAAGACAGGCCCAGUGUUUCUCACCCUAGAUAUCAACCACACUGUCAUUGAUGGAUUCUCCAUGUCAAUCAUUGCUCGAGAUCUCGAACUUCUGUAUGAUGGGCUGAAGUCGGCCUCUAUUCCUUGUGCUGCUCAUUCUAAGUACAUUGAAUACGUGUCAGCCCAACGUCGGCGCUCGGCAAAGACCGCAUUAAAAUUCUGGCAUGGCUACUUGCAUGGCCUCAGUCCAUGUUUGCUACCAUCCUCGAAAGAACAGGACUCACAGAAGGGUCAAUGGCACUCUUUAUGUAUUGACCUUGGAGAUGCUAGGAGAUAUCAUGAAUUCAGUAAGAAAACCAGCACCACACUUGCGACAGUAUUCAAGCUAGCCUGGAGCUUGGUCCUUCGUUCAUUCGCCGUCACAAACGAUGUCUGUUUUGGUUAUAUGACAUCUGCCAGAGGAGUGCCUGUCCCCGGAAUUGAAGACGCUGUCGGACUCUUCAUCAAUAUGGUGGUUCGUCGAGUGAAAAUUGACACACAAAGUACAUUUCUGCGUGCUUUGCAACAGGUCCAAUCCAAGUUUAUCGAGAGUCUGGCCCAUCAGCAUGUAUCCCUUGUCGAUGUGCGCGCUUCUCUUGGCUUGACACAUAAUGACCUCAUGUUCAACACAAGCCUGACAUUUCCACCCGACUUUGAGGCAACUGAGAAACCAUCUGUUAGAAUCACACAGGCAGCUCUACAUGAUCCUACGGAGUUUGACAUCAUGGUUGAGGUACGAUCAAAUAACGAGAAAGUUCUGGCCACCUUGAAGCAUUGGACACACAGGGUGCCCAAAAAAGAAGUCGAAUGCCUGUCUAGAGCAAUGGCUGUUGCUAUUGAGCAUAUACUAGACGAUGAAAGCAAAGUCAUUCAAGGAGCACAGGCGUUGGACCCUAUCGAUUUGAGUAUUAUGGCUGAUCGGAGCGCAAGUCUCCCUGGGCCAUCUCAACUCUCCGUGAACGACUUGAUUGAAUAUCAGGUUAUUACCCGACCGACUGCGGAUGCUGUGUGUUCCUGGGAUGGCCAAUUCUCGUUCCAAGAGUUGGGAGAUUACUUUACUCGGUUUGCUCGGCUUCUUGUUUCCCUCGGUGUAGGCCCCGAUGCUUUUGUGCCUAUGUGCUUGCAUAGGAGUCGCUGGACACCGGUCGCAAUGCUAGCGGUUAUCAAGGCCGGCGGGGCCUUCGUGUUGCUGGAUGAUAGCUAUCCCGUGCAGCGGUUGAGAGAUAUUGUGGAUCAGCUCUCCCAUCCCGGCUUUGUGAUCACGCUGCCAGAAUCUGCCAGUAUAGCAGCCCAAUUGACAUCUAUUGUACAUUUAGCUGGAGACGAGCCAAGCGCGACCUGGCCGGUGGAUGAUAUACCACCUCACUCACUUCCCAAAGUUGAGCCAUCCACUGCGCUAUACGCCGUGUUUACAUCUGGACCAACUGGAAAGCCCAAGGGAAUUGUGGUAGAGCACGGAUCAUAUGCUCAGAACACCUUGGUUCACAUACAACAUUUUGCCGUGACCUAUCCUCGAGUUCUUCAAUUUUCGGGAUACAGCUUUGACGUUAGUAUAUUUGAGCAUCUCACCAUUCUGACCGCCGGUGGAUGCCUGUGCAUACCAUCCGAAGCCGACCGACUGAACCGACUCGUCCAGGUGGUGUUGGAUAUGAGAGUAAACCCCAUGUUUCUCACGCCGUCCGUUGCGCGGACGAUUGUGCCAAGUGAUGUUCCAAAUUUCAAGACCUUCGGAUUUGUUGGAGAGGCCAUGAACCAACAAGGCGUUGAGCUCUGGAGUCACUUCGUUCGUUUGACCAACUGGUAUGGCCCAGCAGAAUGCACUGUCUUUUGCGGCAUUCAGCCAUCCAUGGAAGGCCUUGAUUCUCGCAACAUUGGCUGGCCGGAAGGUUGCUCGUUCUGGGUCACCCAUCCAGAAGACCCCAACCAACUUCUUCCAGUUGGUGCGGUGGGAGAGUUACUUGUGCAAGGCCCUGUUGUGGGUCGGGGCUACAUCAAAAAUCCCGAGAAAAAUGCAGCCGCCUUCAUCAUGCCUCCGAAUUGGCUUUCCAUUUUCCCUAAUAGCAAGCCAGGGCCGAGUGAACGGGUCUACAGGACUGGAGACCUGGUUCAGUGUUCCCCAGAUGGGUCCUACAUAUAUUUGGGCAGGAAAGAUACACAGCACCGUUUGGAGGUGACCGAGGUGGAACAUCAUGUUCGAACCAGCUUUGAUGGAGCUACAGACGUUGUUGGCGAAGUAUUCAAACCAGAAGGGGCCAGCAACCAACCAUUGCUUGUUAUUUUCGUUGGCUGCCAGGCUUCGAGGGCAGAUGAGCUCUCCACCAGCUUGUUAGGGCCAUGGGAUGAUCCCCAGUUCAAGAAAACGGUAGCGGUAACCCGAUCCCGUCUGCAAGACAAACUGCCAGCCUAUAUGUUGCCGAACAUCUUUUUCCCACUCUCACAGGUGCCAAUUUCUCGAUCUGGCAAAACUGAGAGGCUGCACUUACGACAUGCUCUCAUGGCUCUGUCUUCAGAUGAACUAGACCUCUACAGUCAAACGCAGACAGUAAAAGUGACACCGUCUUCCGAGAUGGAGCUUCUCUUACAAGGCCUCUUUGCUCGGGUACUAAACGUGGAUCUUGCUCAGGUCGGAGUAUACGAUGACUUUUUUCGCCUUCGUGGUGAUUCCAUUGCCGUAAUGAGACUGGUGGCAGUCGCUCGCCAGGAUAAUCUUGUCUUCACAGUGGCCGAUGUAUUCAAUCAUCCCGCUUUGCAUGAUCUUGCCAAAAUUGCACGGCCGAUCACUGCCAAAGAAUCGUCUUUGGACACGUCCAUUUCAUCCUCCAUAACCUCAUUCUCUCUACAACCAAAAGAAACUCAUCGACAGGAGAAGAUCUGGGAGCAAGCCCUCUCCAUCAGCGGGUUGGACAAGGAUAACGUGGAGAAUUUAUAUCCGACAACGGCUUUACAAGAAGGAUUAAUGGCACUGACAGCACAACAAACAGCAAUGUACACGGUCCAACUAAGACUCUCUGUCACUUCGGGGGCGGAUCUUGGUCGCUUGAAAGAUGCUUGGCAAUCUGUGUUGGACUCGAACCCCAUAUUGCGAACGAGAAUAGUCCCAACAACUGAGGGAAGCAUGCAGGUUGCGGUAAAGCCAGAGACCAUAGUGUGGAUUGAGAUAACGGAACCUCACUUUUCUUCGUUGGACGAGUAUUUGGCUGGUGAUCUGGCGAACCCGAUGUCAUUUGGUCAACCUUUGGUGAUAUUUGCGGUCACUUCCUUUUCAGACCAUCGCCAUGGCAUCGAGAGCAAUAAAACCUCGCCUCCCAGCUCAGAGAUAAUAUUGACCAUGCAUCACGCCAUUAUGACCGCUGGUCUAUCUCUCAUCUUCUACAGCAGUGGUUUGCAACUACCAUACGGGAAUUUUAGUCCUUUCAUUCGCUACCUGAUUGAUCAGGAUAAAGAGGCAGUCCGCGAGUUCUGGUCUUCCGAGUUCAAGGGUCUUGAGAUGGCUGAAUUUCCUCCAUCAAGCUGUUCGAUGCCCAAAGAAAAUCUAGAAGUGUCCCGUGCAUCUGUGUGCUGCACUUGUCGCAUUGACCUACCGCAGAACAGCGGAUACACAAUUUCAACUCUGAUUCGGUUGGCUUGGGUAAUAGUAGUAUCCGCACAUACCCAGAGUGAUGAUGUUGUGUUUGGGUUGACUGUGCUCGGCCGCGGGGCUGCUGUAGCCCAAUUUGACGAGAUGACCGGGCCGACUGUAGCGACCAUACCCUUCAGGGUGAGCGUCAAGGCUACCGAUACUAUCGAAACGGCACUGGCAGCAAUCCAGAAUCAUGUGACCAACCUCAUGGAGUACGAACAAACUGGAAUCCAAAACAUUAGAAAGAUGGGUCCAGAGGCGGCCACUGCGUGCGAGUUUCGAAGUCAACUGGGAAUCCAGCCACCCCUCCGCAAGAAUAGUGAAUCUGAUAGUGAGGAUGUGAUAUUUUUCCUCACAACCUCCGGUCGUGAUGCUCCAGUACCAAACAUUGAGCUGAUGACUGGUCCAACUUUUGCAAUGGUACCAUGCAGAGUUCGGAUCUGCCCGAGUCAAUCCAUCCAGGAUGCCUUGCUUUCAGUUCAGCGUACAGCCGCAGAGACAGUAGCCUUCAAGCAUACCGGGCUGAAAGCUAUUUGCCACAUGAAUCCAGACACCAAACGUGCCUGCGCUUUCAACACCCAUCUCAUUUUCCAAAUAACUCCAGAUGAAGCCUCCGACGAGCCAAAGCUAUUCCAACGUCAAGCGACAGCAGCUCCCAGUAUCGCAGGUUUCACGAGGGUCCCUCUCCUCGUCAAUUUCUUCAUGCCGCAUGAGGGCAAUGUAGUGGAUAUGCAAGUCGCUUUUGAUCCACAUGUUAUUUCGAAACAAGAGAUCUGUCGUUUCUUGUCUCAAGUUCAGCACGUCUUUCAACAAAUCUGUGAAGGUGCUGUUCAGUCCAUAAAUGAGAUACAACAUGUGAGUCCGGAGGAUAUGAGAAAUUUGCAGGAUUUGCACACUUUGCUCCCUGCCAGUCGUACAGCCCCUGAUACUCAUCCUGUUGACGACCAGGGCCACUCCACUGGUAACAUGGGCUGGGUAACGAUUCCGUCCGAUCCCUCACGCUUAGCUCCCCUUGGAGCAAUUGGUGAACUACUGAUUGAGAGUCCCGUGAUGGAUGAAGAUAACUUGAAUGACCUUGGCGUGACGCCUGGGGCUUACAUUGAAUCACCAGAGUGGCUCUGUCGAUUCCGGGCUACUGGUACGGCCGGGCGUCUUCGUCGUACGGAAAAUCUUGUCAAAGUCGGUAUCGAUGGUUCAACCAAGCUGAUCUGUCGGGAAAACACAAAAAGACACCUUGGUCGCUGGAUUGAUCUAGCCAAGGUGGAGCAUGAGGUUCAGUCCCAUUUGAAAACUGGGCAGAAAAUCGUCGCAGAGGUUGUCAGCUUCCAGGGGCAGGAACAAUCCGAGUGUACGACCCUUGUCGCAUUUGUUGAAUGCAGUGAGGAUGAUUCAACUUCAAAUGUUGAUCUCAAAUCAAUGUAG